AUGAGCGUGAAUCCGAUAGGGGUGAUAGUGCCUGGGAGCGCCUGCGCGUUCCCGCAGCAGCUGCAGGGAGACGCUAAGUGGCUGCUGGACUUAAAGCCUGCAGCAGCAGAUGUCGUUUGCUUCUUGACGCAGCAAAACCAGCUGCCCCCAGACACAGGCAUCGGCAUUUACUUCGCGCUGCCCCCCUUCGCAGACUGGGAGGUCAGCAGCAGCAGCAGCGGUAGCAGCAGCAGCAGCAGCAGCAGCGGUAGCAGCAGCAGCGGCGGUAUUAGCAGCAGCAGCGGUAGUAGCAGCAGCAGCAGUAGUAGUAGCAGCAGCAGCAGCGGUGGUAGUAUCAGCAGCAGCAGCAGCAGCGGUAGCAGCAGCGGCGGUAGCAGCAGCAGCAGCAGUGGCAGCAGCAGCAGCAGACUGCUUUUGCACUUUUGCUUUUCUGCGCUGCAGUUCUUGGGGGUGCUGACGAACAACAGGCCGAGCACUCUGCUGUCCACCGGCUGGAAUCUGCUGCCCGAGGCUCGGCAGGCGGACGGGGUGCGGCUUGGCUUUUUGCUGGAAUCUGCGGAAAGCUUGACAGUGAAACUUGAAACGAAACCGAUCGUCGACGCAAAAAAAGAAUAUGCGCGAAAAGUGGCAUUGAAUUUGUACCGCUACUUGGAAUCAUUUCAAGGAGGCGGAAAUCAGGCACUGCUGGACCGCUGGUUCGAACGAUUCGAAGCAAAGUACCGCAUGGACCCGAACUUUGUGAUGAAGAGCGAGUGA
Molecule: messenger RNA, 756 nt
Organism: Eimeria tenella
Lineage: Eukaryota; Apicomplexa; Conoidasida; Eucoccidiorida; Eimeriidae
Exons: 5
Coding region: 1-756 (251 amino acids)
Biological process (GO): protein import into nucleus
Cellular component (GO): nucleus; cytosol
Molecular function (GO): nuclear import signal receptor activity
Source: RefSeq, a predicted model, not a curated record